Baudoinia panamericana UAMH 10762 is the source of this 2136-nucleotide messenger RNA. RefSeq lists its product as uncharacterized. The transcript is spliced from 7 exons. Gene Ontology annotation, molecular function: transmembrane transporter activity. Gene Ontology annotation, biological process: transmembrane transport. The coding region runs from base 375 to 2063 and encodes 562 amino acids. The record is from RefSeq and is a predicted model, not a curated record. Lineage: Eukaryota; Fungi; Ascomycota; Dothideomycetes; Mycosphaerellales; Teratosphaeriaceae.
CUCUAAUCAAUGCCUCACACCGGGGGACAUCCACCUGAACGGGAAAUAGAAGGCAGAGUCUGGCCCGCGAAGGAAGCUCAAGCCCCUCGGCAAGCUUGGCCGCGCACGUAUGACAUUGCGGAAUAGGGACAGGGCCGGCGAGGCCACGUGCUCGAGCACCCCGGCAGAUGGCAGAUCACCACCUGACUCGUAAGCUGCAGCACGUCUUGAAACUGCCCAGGAGCGGUAUUGCACCGCCAUGCGUUGUUCGACGUCCAGCGGCAUGGGUGGGUAUACAUUGACGAUGCUCUCUCCUCGCUUUGCACGAUUGAGCCCCAGAGCACAAGCCCCUUUCCUUCAUCCCGUCCCAUACCACCCUCUCCUAGCCCCUCAAAAUGCCUUUUGGUAUCUUAGAAGAUCACAAGCUGGAGGUAGUACCCGGCACGGUGCUCCUGCGCGACCAGAACGACAUUCCGGAUGAUCUUCAGAACAUCGGUGUCACGCGUCUGAAGCAUGGCAAGGGCCGCUACGAACACGUUGUGCUAGUUCCACAGCCUUCAGACUCUCCGAACGAUCCUCUUAAUUGGCCAACAUGGUACAAAGACUGGGUGCUCUUCCUCGUUGGCAUGAGCGCCGCUGUCGUUGGUGCUUAUGGUCCCAUGCUUGGCCCUGGCUUCGUGCCCAUUGCCGCAGAACUUGGCAUCACUGUUGAGAUCCUGUCUCAGUCUACCGCCUGGCUCAUUCUCACACUGGGUAUCUGCGUCUUCAUCUUCAACCCGGCCGCGAAGAUCUGGGGAAAGCGUCCAGUCUAUGUCUUCGCUAGCAUCAUCCUCUUCGUCGUCAGCGUCUGGGGUGCGGUCGCCACGAACUACAGCUCCUUUCUCGGAUCCCGCGUCCUCGGCGCCCUCGGCAUGGCUCCCUACGAAGUGCUCGUCCAGGCUACCAUCUCGGAUCUGUACUUCAUCCACGAGCGCGCCACUCGUAUUGCCGUCUGGAAUCUCUUUCUCCUCUGCGGGAUCUGCGGCGCUGGAUUCAUCUCCGGCUAUAUCAUUGAGGACCUAGGCUACGAGUGGACAUUCGGAGUCUGCGCCAUUCUGUUCGGCAUCUUUGGGGUAGGCAUCGUGCUCUUCGUCCCGGAGACGACGUACAUCCGCAACGAGGUUACCGCUCAAGUCCUGGCUAAGACCGGCAUCCAAGACCAAGAACGCGGGGCCGUCAAUGAGGAAUUCGGGGACGAGAAGGGCGCAGGGACAGUUCACGUGGAAUACCAUAAUAUAUCUCGCAAGAUCACCGGUAACGGCUCGAGUCACGACGCAGCGACGGAGCCCAAGAUGAGCUAUCUCAAGUCCCUCCGCCUCUUCACCGGCCGCUACUCCGACGCGAAGAUCUGGAAGAUCUUCACCAGACCUUUCAUCAUGUUCUUCUACCCUUGCGUGUUCUGGGCAUUCCUCAUCUACGGCACGACUCUCACGUGGAUCGUCGUCUUCUCUGUCGUCAACGGCGUCAUCUUUACCGCGCCACCCUACAAUUUCACCGUGGGACAAGCCGGCCUCACCUCUCUCUCCCCAUUCAUCCUCUGCAUCAUCGGCGAGGCUAUCUCCGGCCCCUUGAACGACUACAUCUGUCUCAAGCUUGCCCGCGCUAAUCACGGCAUCUACGAGCCCGAGUUCCGGCUCGUGCUCAUGUUUGUCGUUGUCAUACUGGGCACAGUGGGCUUCUUUGGAUUCGGAGCGACUGUGCAUUACGUCACACACUGGACUGGUCCCGUUCUGACAUACGGGCUUGCGAACAUGGCUCUGGCGUUUGCAAGUACCUGCGUUUUCGGCUACGUGCUGGACUGCUAUCCGAAGCUCGCUGAAGAAAGCUUCGUUGCCAUAAAUACUCGCAACCUUCUGACAUUCGGGUUGACAUAUUUUGUCCAAGACUGGCUGGUCAAGGAUGGUGUGCUAAACGUCUUCAAUGUGCUAGGGGCUUGUUUCCUUGCCGUCUGCGCCCUCACGAUUCCGCUUUGGAUCUUCGGCAAGCGUAUCAGGGGCGCAGUGGCGAGGAGUGCUUUCCUCAACGAGUUCAUGACGGAUCUAUAAGCACCAAGCGGAGAAGCGCGUGGUUGGCCGCUCCCAAGUCAGGGCUUACAGAGCACAUGUAAUUACCUAAUUU